GUGUUUGAAAAUAUAUUCCACGAAACUUUUGCAAUUGCGAUUAUGGUAGAAAAGAUGGACGUGGCUCCCAAUCUCCAAACACACCUUAGUUUCUUAUGCGAUGUAUGCUCUGUUCCUUGUAAUCUAAGGAAGAUGGGAGAAGAGAAGCUUAUGGUUCGGCCAUUUCCAUAAGCUUUCUCACCCUCAUCGCGCCUCUCUCUCUCCAAAUACCAUCUCCGCUCCCAUCGCCACUGGCUUUUCACGUAAUCUCUUCCUCAUCGAGUACAUUCUCCACCACAUCAACGCGGUCCUUCUAUACACAGCCAUGGCAUCUAUCACUGUAGCCACUUUGAUCUACGCUCUCUCCCGCAGAACAUAUUACUCUGUUCUUCGUCCCCGUCUCUAUAUCUGUUGGAUCGUCCUUUUCGCGGUCCAGGCUUGCAUUGACCUCGGACUCAGAGUAACCAUGUCGGUGAAUUCCGACACCGGAUCGUUUUUUGUGUCGCAAGAAAGAUUGGUCGACGACACAAGUGGUCGGAGAAAGGCGUUGUGGCGGUGGAAGCUUCGGGAUGAAGCGGAAGGUCAGGCGGAGCUCAAGGAUAAGCUUCUGAUCGACCUGGAAGUUUUCAAUUUCCUGAAUUGGUGGAUUUAUUGCCUCUGUUUUGUGAUUGGGAUCGUUAAGAUUUUGGGAUUGUUUUCGUGGGUUAGGGAUGGAGUGUUAGCCAGUAAAAGAACCAGAAAGAAUUAUGAAUCCAUGGAGGAGGACAGUGUCUGAGUUUUUUUUUUAAAAAACUGUUGGGCUUCCUAACAGAUUCGGCCCAUUUAAGCCCAUUAGUGGCUUCAAAAUAUUUAUUUAUUGGGCUUUCUAAAAUGGGUUUGGGCUUUAGAAAAAGUAGACCCAUUAGUGGCUUCGCUUUGUCCAGAUUCUCCCUCGUUUAGUGAAAUACAUAAAAUGGAUAAAUACGAAAAAUAGGCCGAGA
This is a messenger RNA of Tarenaya hassleriana, 959 nucleotides long. RefSeq lists its product as uncharacterized. The transcript has 2 exons. The record is from RefSeq and is a predicted model, not a curated record. Lineage: Eukaryota; Viridiplantae; Streptophyta; Magnoliopsida; Brassicales; Cleomaceae. Bases 305 to 754 code for a protein of 149 amino acids.